Messenger RNA from Enhydra lutris kenyoni (northern sea otter), 816 nucleotides. RefSeq names its product UBX domain protein 10. Gene Ontology annotation, molecular function: protein binding. The transcript has a single exon. Bases 1 to 816 code for a protein of 271 amino acids. NCBI's taxonomy places the organism in Eukaryota, Metazoa, Chordata, Mammalia, Carnivora, Mustelidae. The record is from RefSeq and is a predicted model, not a curated record.
AUGGCCACCGAGGCCCCUGUGAACGUAGCCCCCCCUGAACGCAGCACCGCGGGCCGCACGGCCGCUGACGGCUUCAUCUGGCAGCCAGACUCGGCGAACAUGCACGUCCUCAGGCCCAAGUCCGCCAAGGGACGGACGCGGCCGAGCCUGCACAGACCGCAGGGCACAGAGCCCGGUCCUCACCGCGCGCCGGCCUCCCUGACUCCAGCCAUCCCCUGCGAGCCGCCCGGCGGCCAGAGGCCGGGAGCCUGCGCACCCAGGUCUCCAAACCAGGGAGCUCCCGGCGAGAUCCCCGAGCUGCUGCAGCAGAUGCCGGCUGGCGCUUCCUCCUCCCUCAAUAAAUACCCAGUCCUCCCUUCCAUCAACAGGAAGAGCCUGGAGGAGGGGUCUGUGGAAACAGUGGUGAAACAGGCCGGCUCCCUGCAGCUGAGCAGCACCGUGAAGACGAGUGAAGAAGAGUCCAGAGCUCCAGCUUCUUCCCCAGAGAGGAAAGUCAUCGUCCGGACCAGGAGACAGACCUCCCCCAGGGCGGGGGACCCGGAGGAGCCCUCAGAUCAAGAGCCCAGGCUGCUGCUGGCCGUCAGGUCGCCUUCGGGCGGAAGGUUCGUUCACCAUUUCUGGCCCACCGAUGCCUUACAGACAGUUGUCGCUGUGGCCGAGGACAAGAACCAGGCCAGCUACCAGCCCUGCAGCAUUGAAACCAUGGAAGUGCCCAGGAGACGGUUCUCUGACCUCACCAGAUCUCUGCAGGAGUGCAAAAUCCUCCACAAGUCGGUGCUGGGCAUCUCGCAGGAAGAAGGGGAGGGGGAGCUCUGA